AUGACCACAGUGAGUGUUCUCGAAACAAAGAAACUCAAGGAUAUUCCAAUCAUUAAUGGUGAUUUUCCACGGGGUUGGAGAAAAAGAUAUUAUGGCGACUGUUACAAGACAAGAGGCUACUACUUGCUUCUCUAUGUGGAAUCUCAACAUAAUAACAACUCCAUCUUGAACUUUUACGUCACUGAUUUCACAUCCCACAGGCAAUGCACUACUGAAGAGCAAAGCGAUGAGCGAUCUCAUGCAACAAACCUAUUCAACUUAAAAAAAAGUCAAGUUUUGAAAUUGAUUGUACAUCGUGAUAAACUUGGCGAUAUUAGUGAGUCAUAUCAGCAUGCACACCCAAGUUGCAAAUUGGACUUGGUCAAGACAUUUUAUGAUAGUUUUGAGACACAUUUCUUCAUCGAAGAAGAGUUGAUUAUUUUUGGAGUAACAACAAAAUGGAGAACCUAUGGAGGUGUUUUAGAGCCGUACACUUAUGAUUUCGAGGUUGUUAAUUACGAAGAAUUGCUCGAUGAUGAUCGUCUCGUAGUGGAAGAUCUAUAUAAAAAUAUUUUAAAAUACACAAACUUUGUUAAUAAAAGAGAUAUCGAGAUACAAGAAAAUGAAGAAGAAGAAGAAGAGAUCGAGGAAGAAGAAGAAGAAGAAAUGGAAAAGGAAAAGAGAAAAAAAUUGAUUAAAAAAAUUAUACCCAAGAAAUUUUGGCAACCACAGAAUAGUAGCACACAUGAGAAGUCUAGCCUUUUGCUUCCACCGGGAAAACUACCGGGCAUCAAAGUAACACAUGGAAAGGGCAAUAAAACUGGCGUAGUCAGUGAAGCUAGUGAAACUAGUGAAACUGAGAUUCAGGACAGUGUUGGUAUUGAAGAAUAUCGAAACCCUCAACGACUAUCAAAUGAAACACCUGUUUCAACAAGAAAAACAACCUCUAAAAACAUUGUUGAUCAUAACAGAUCACAAAGAGGUUCUGUAAAUAGAUCUGCUGAUAAUUAUGAUGAUGAAUCUAUUGAUGAUUCGGAAGAGCUGGUUAAUGGAAACAAAUUUGCAUUACCACACGCGCAGUUGAAUUUGUCAUCUUUAAAUAACAGCAACGCUAUACAUUGUACACAAACAGUUGGCUGUGAACCUAUGCAACAGAAAAAACAAAGAUUCAACCACAGUAAACCUCGCCAGAAUCUAAAACCAGGUUUCUAUUCAAUUCGUGAUUUGAAUAGUAGAACAAUAUCCACUAAUGAGAAAUGCGAUAAUUUCGAAAGAAGCAAGGUUUUUCCAACAACAUGCAGAAUUAUAGGAACUAGACCAUCGGAUUGGCUACUGCUUUGUGGCGUACCUUUCUCUCAUCGUAUUGAAGAUGAUGAAUCGUAUCCACAGCCCAUGUUAUUCGACAUGGAAAUUGUCCUUGUCGAUGUAGAUGCAAACUUGGAAGAAAUUGAACGACGAGAUAUGCUUUCCAUAUACUUGAACACUUCUCAGGUUUUGAAAUUCUUAAAAGUUCCCGAAGUCAAAGAUGCAUACUAUACAAUGGAAAAAUUGCAAAAGAAGCGGAAAUUGAGCAGCAAAGUUAAUGCAGGAGAAGUUGUCGAUUUAGAGUUGUUUAAAGUUAAAAAAAUGGUAUUUGAUAGGAAGGAACGACUAGUUUGGACUUGUAAUCAUAUACAAUAA
This is a messenger RNA of Lodderomyces elongisporus, 1659 nucleotides long. It is a transcript of the gene CDC13, whose product is annotated as Cdc13p. The record is from RefSeq and is a predicted model, not a curated record. Lineage: Eukaryota; Fungi; Ascomycota; Pichiomycetes; Serinales; Debaryomycetaceae. The transcript has a single exon. Bases 1 to 1659 code for a protein of 552 amino acids.